Messenger RNA from Seriola aureovittata, 4840 nucleotides. RefSeq names its product glypican-6-like. The transcript is spliced from 12 exons. Bases 632 to 2323 code for a protein of 563 amino acids. The record is from RefSeq and is a predicted model, not a curated record. Gene Ontology annotation, cellular component: plasma membrane; cell surface; synapse. NCBI's taxonomy places the organism in Eukaryota, Metazoa, Chordata, Actinopteri, Carangiformes, Carangidae. Gene Ontology annotation, biological process: regulation of protein localization to membrane; cell migration; regulation of signal transduction.
GUGGACGUCACUAGUAAAAGCCGAUCAACACUGAAGGCUGCCGUGAAGCAUACAGACAACUACGAGAGCAUUGUGCCGAAGAGGAUCAGGAGAGGCUGUGACGCAAUACAAUGGGGAUAUCCCUGAUGAGAAGGCUUUGAACAUGUGCCGACCUGCAGCUCCCCCACCCCAUCCCACCCCCACCUACCCACCCACACCAAUGAAAUGGAUGAGGCUGGAUUCCACUCCAUAUUUUGUAUUCCGCUUUGCCUUGCCGGUGCAUCUGAUGUGAACACAGAGCGCUCCCCUCCACACAGCAUUUCCACACCAACACGGCGACCAGGGGCUCCGUCUGCUCAGCGAAGUUGAGUCAACACGCCGGGAAACGCGCUGCCUGGAUUCAUGAGGCACCUCCACACUCGCAGUCCUCUUCUCUGCGGGCGCCGGGGGACUUUGAACCGUUUUCGGUUGCAACAGAGCCCCGUUUAGCUCUGGGAAAUGUGUUGGUAGACACCAAGAGUUUAGUUGCAACCAUUAAACACCCACUCAUUAAGUACCUGCGGACCUGCUGCAGGGGAGUUUUGCCAGCAAGCGGGAUAUAUAUCCUACUGCAGAGAACCUUAAACAAUAGGGAUCUUCACAGAAGUGAACAAUGCUCAGACUAGAGACCAUCAUUUGCACUUUUUCUGUGCUGUCGGUUGCAGCAAGAGCAGAUUUUAAAGCACGGAACUGCAGCGAGGUGAGGGAGGCUUGUAUCGGGAAAGGCUUCAGCUUCGCACAUGUUCCUCUUCAGGAGAUCCCAGGUGAACAUCUUCGUGUAUGCCCUAAAGGAAACACAUGUUGCACCCAGGAAAUGGAGGACAAAUUUGGACAACAGAGUAAACAGGACUUUGAGAAUCUCGUUGAUGAAAUGAGUCAUGAGUUGAGAAGCACCUUUGUUUCCAGACAUCAGAGAUUCGAUGAAUUCUUCCUGGAGCUGCUGGAGAACACAGAGAGGUCUCUGAAUGAGAUGUUUGUGAGGACUUACGGCAAGCCUUACAUGCAGAACUCGGAAGUCUUUGAGAAUCUGUUUGCCGAGCUGAAGCGCUAUUACACAGGAGGGAAUGUUAACCUGGAGGAAAUGCUUAAUGACUUUUGGUCGCGGCUACUGGAGCGCAUGUUCACGCUGCUCAACUCCCAGUACGUCAUCACUGAGGACUAUCUGGAGUGUAUCAGUAAGUACACCGACCAACUCAAGCCCUUUGGAGACGUGCCCAGGAAGCUCAAGGCUCAGGUUACCCGGGCAUUCAUCGCUGCACGCACAUUCGUCCAAGGGCUCUCUGUUGGCCGGGAGGUGGCCCAGAGAGUGUCUAAGGUAAGCAGCACUCCAGCAUGCAUGCGAGCGCUGACAAAGAUGCUGUACUGCCCUUUUUGUCAGGGCAUGCCAGCAGUUAAACCCUGUAAGAACUACUGCCUGAAUGUCAUGAAGGGCUGCCUGGCCAAUCAAGCUGACCUGGAUCCAGAGUGGAACCAGUACAUUGAUGCCAUGCUGCUGGUGGCGCAGAGGCUGGAGGGACCUUUCAACAUUGAAUCUGUCAUGGAGCCUAUUGAUGUCAAGAUUUCAGAGGCCAUCAUGAAUAUGCAAGAUAACAGUGCCCAGGUCUCCUACAGGGUUUUUCAAGGUUGUGGCCAGCCAAAACCCGCAGGAAUGACUAGGUCUGCCCGUGGUGUUUCGGAUGUGUUCAACGCCCGCUUCAGGCCAUACAGCCCAGAGGAGCGGCCUACCACUGCAGCUGGCACAAGCCUAGACAGACUGAGGAUUGUUUGGAAUGCGAUGCAACACAGUGUGGUGGACAUAAAAGAGAAACUGAAGCUGUCCAAGAAAUUUUGGUCCAACCUGCCUGAGGCGAUGUGCGUGGAGGACAGAGUGACCGCUGGAAAUGCCAGCGAUGAGGAGUGCUGGAAUGGACACACCAAGGGCAGGUACUUCCCUGAAGUCCAAAAGGAUGGACUGACCAACCAGGUGAAUAACCCUGAGGUGGGCGUGGACAUCACCCGCCCAGACACUUUCAUCCGCCAGCAGAUCAUGGCUCUGAGGGUGAUGACCAACAAGCUGAAAAAUGCCUACAACGGCAAUGAUAUCUACUUUCAAGACUCAAGCGAUGAAGGCAGUGGCUCAGGCAGUGGCAGCGGCUGCACAGAGGUCUGCCCCACAGACAUGGACGGUGCUGCCACCGAAGCCCCAGUGGUGAAAGCCGACCGAAGCGGGCCUGUGGGUUACUCUGCCCCGCUCCACGCACCCUCUGUAGCCCUGCCAACCAUGCUAGCCCUCUCAGCCCUGGCAUUCCACCGACAAUGGAGAUAAUGCUGGAGGAAUGGGCCAAACAUGGACAGCAGGGUUUUUUUUUUUUUUUUUUUUUUUUCAGUUUUUGUAUUCAGGCAGAUUGGAGCUACAGUCAAGCAGACAGUAUUCAGGCUGCCAGCCUUGAGGCUAGAGGAGUCUGCUCUGAAAAAGAGAGCAGUCAUGCAUCAUGAUUUCCCACUUUCCCAAAGAUCGUGCAGUGCCAUCCUUAGACUUGAUAUUUUACGGCAUCACUUCACCAUCUAACACGGAUGCUGACCCAACUCAACAAACUCUGCUUCAGAGAUUGAAAAAAAAAAGUAUUUCUUGCACAUAUGGCAGGUAUUAAUGUAGGUAAUGUGGAAAAAUAUAACACGCACUUUGAUUGUUUUGAUUUUUUUAAAUGCAAAAAUUGUUUGUGUGUUGAAAAAUGUUGAGAAUGUGGUUAUUUGAUGCACCUAAAAGAGGCACAAUAAGUUUCAUAUUUGUUUAAUAUUAUAUUUUAAAACAAAGACAAAGGAUAAUGAGCUAAGUGACAUAAAAUUCAGGAACAUGUCAUUUCCAUCUAAAGUUUUAAUUGAAUUUUUGUUCCACUGUUAUUCACUCGUGCCAAUUAUUGAUUUUGAGAGAAGUGAUUUGAAAAUUCAUCAGAAAUGUCAUGUUUUCAUGUUUGUUUUUAGAUCGAAUGCAGACAUUAUAAUCAUGUUGCUUCAUCUUAUGAUUUACAAUCAUUUCAACCAUGGAAUUUGGCAAGAUUUUAGGUUAAUUUUACCAUGUGUUGGUUCAUGGAUCUGCUCUGCUCUUAGCUAUCCAUGAAACUGUUCAACAGCUGCCUUGUGCUACAAAUCACAAUAUGUUAAAAGGGAUAAGAUUGACAUUUUUAUAUACUCAUUUGCCUUGUAACAAAUUUAUUAUCUGCAAAAAUGUUAUCAUAUAGUGCUGGUUUCUCAGGCUCGGCUUCAAGAGUAGACAGCCAGGACAGAAUUAUUAUGGAGCAGUUUUUGUCGUACAGAGGCGACAUACAGUACAGUAGUGCCAUCAGUGUGAUGUUGGUUCUGUUGUGUUGUGGGGUGCAUGAAAUCAAUUAAUUCACGUCAGAGCGGGCUAAACGAAUUCUAAUCCUCACUGAUAUAAAAUGAUUGAUUGAUAAUAUAUUUCUGUUUUUUUAUGUCUCCAUUAAGUGACUGGUUACAGAGUGUUUCCACCUAACCACUGUAAAGCUUCAGUGGCCUGCCUGCACAACCACUCAAUAAGGAGAUACUACUUUAAAAGAUAUUUAAAUGGUUCUCAAACAAACUCCUUAUAAAGGUAGUCCUACAUAGUAAUCAAAAACCAUGACUUUGUCCUGUGCACUUUGUGUAAAUAGACAUUGCACUAUUAAAAGCACAGCAAUUCAAUACAAAAUUACCAUGUGCAGCUGUAAUCUCUGCAUUAAUUUACAGUAAUUUGGGCCUAUGAAAGUUUUUCUGCUGCAUCCUCAGAAUACUCUACAAGUAUUUCCAGAAAAAAUGUUUGAUAAAUGCAUAUGUGAUUUAAUAGUCAAAGCUUAUUCUGUAACUGCUGUAACAAUUUAGAUAAAAUAGUCAUUAAAAUGUGCAUUGUAGCAACAAAAGUAAAAUACUGUCAGACAGUAUUAACAAGUCGAAUUGUAAAUCACAAAAUUUUCAAAAAAAAUAAAUGAUUACCACAGUUACGUAAAAGGUGAGGGAAUUAUUAAGAGAGGAAGCAGCAAACGGCACACAGUGGGUACUGGAAAUGCAAAGAAAGGGUCCCUAAAUUUAUCUGCAAAGCUUGAAUGGUUAUGUCUGCUGCACAGACAGGCUUGAGGCCGACCACAGUCACCUGUGAAAUGAGAAUCUGUGGAGACUGGACAGGGCUGAACGCUUCAGUGAAGCUCCUCAGUAGAGCGUACUUACAGAGAAUGUGAGAGGCCUGGCACUGCUGAGGGGGGCGGACAAAACCAGCCUGUAUGUACGUCCACUGUUCUCUGAGAACCCGUCAGCUCCAUAACCACCAGGCCAGCUAAGCUUACAUAUCCACAGAAUUAGCCUGUGUUAUACCCUUCGCAGUAUAUCAAUGAAUAUUUGUUGAGCUUUUCUUUGUUGCAUUUAAGUCAGCGUUUGCAUCCACAUUGCAAGAACAAAAAAUAUAGACAAAUCUGUCAAAUGUUUCAUUCAAAAGGAUUCUUUAUUAUGAAUAUUGACCUUACAGGAUGCCCUUUUUAUGUUUUGUAUCAUUGAACUUUUAAUGGUAAUAUUUUUGCAAUAAAAUAUUGAAAAUGGUUGUCUGGUCAGACAAAUGAUCUGAAAAAUAGAAUUAGCAGGAAACGCUAUAAGUCAGCAUUUUUUACAAUCAAUGCAUUGCUGUAUGAAUUCAAAUCCUGAUGAGGUGAAGUCUGUUUGCAGUUUGAAUAUAAUUUCAAACUGAGAGGGGAUGAAGAACUAGAUGAGCAAAUAUGCCUUACUGUUUUUCAGUGCAAUUAAGAUGAUUGCAUUUGUGUUUUGUUACUGUUCUUGAGAAUAAAUAUUUAUUAAAAACGUU